Ananas comosus (pineapple) is the source of this 1277-nucleotide messenger RNA. RefSeq names its product SUMO-conjugating enzyme SCE1-like. Gene Ontology annotation, biological process: protein sumoylation. Gene Ontology annotation, cellular component: nucleus. The record is from RefSeq and is a predicted model, not a curated record. The transcript has 8 exons. Gene Ontology annotation, molecular function: SUMO conjugating enzyme activity. NCBI's taxonomy places the organism in Eukaryota, Viridiplantae, Streptophyta, Magnoliopsida, Poales, Bromeliaceae. Bases 498 to 1040 code for a protein of 180 amino acids.
CUCCCUCUUCGAUCCCCAUUCCGAAUUUAUGACCGUUACACGAAACCCUAACCCUUCCCCCCCACCUCUCUCUCUCUCUCUCUCGAUCGAUCGAUCCAAAACCAUGGGGAUGUAAUAUCCCCAAAACCCUAGGAGUCGUCCCCUCGCUCUUCGUUCUCUUUCUCUUAAGUUCCUAUAUAUACAUCUCUCAGCCAUGGAUCCCCCCCCCUUUGCUCGAUCUUCGGCCCCUCGUACCGCAAGGGGUGAAAUUAUUGUAUGCGCCUGGUGUACUGUGCGUAGCGCUCCUAAACCCUAAUCAUGGAGAGUUCAAAAUCGGAAUUUGAUUCGUUGGCUGUGUUUUUCCACAUUCAAAGUUCUUACGUAUCAAAAUCAUAAAUUUCGGACACCUAUUUCUCAAGAAUCGGAAAAUGGUCCUUCUAUCUGCAGUUGGGUUUUGGAACUACUUGUGGGCCAAUAUUACUACAAGUAAUUUGCAGGUGAGAGAGUAGGAGAAGGCCAUGUUAGGGGGCAUUGCUCGUGCUCGGCUCGCAGAAGAGCGCAAGGCUUGGCGCAAGAAUCAUCCCCAUGGUUUUGUGGCGAAGCCUGAGACAUUGCCCGAUGGCUCCGUCAAUCUUAUGGUGUGGCGCUGCACCAUUCCUGGAAAGCAAGGGAUGGACGUGCCGUUAAAAGUUCAUGAUCCUGAAUUUUGGCUAGAAUAUGGCAUAGAGAAGACUGAUUGGGAGGGCGGCUAUUAUCCUCUUACUCUAGGGUUCAGUGAAGAUUAUCCAACCAAGCCUCCUAAAUGCACGUUCCCUCAAGGGUUUUUCCAUCCAAAUGUCUUCUCUUCUGGGUUGGUUUGCCUAUCAAUUCUCGAUGAAUAUCAUGGGUGGAAACCAGCCAUUACCGUGACGCAAAUUCUGGUGGGAGUACAGAAUCUACUUAAUCAGCCAAAUUUUGCAAGUCUUGCUCAGGGUACCCCUUGUCACCUUUUAACUCAGGAUGCAGCGGAGUACAAGAAACGAGUUCGAGAGCAGGCAAAACAAUACCAAUCAAAAGUCUAGUACCGUUCUUAUUUCGUAUUUUUGGGGGGGUUUAAAAACUGUCUUUUAUAUAGGUCUUUUUGAUCAUCAUAAACACAUCAUGUAAUAAAUUAGAGAUAACAUUUCCCCAGGGCUUGUAUGCAAACUUUGCUGCAAACCUAACUAUUUGAUGUUAUGGUUUUAUGAUUGAUAGUCUUUAUUGCAUGUUUGUGUUAAUGAUCUGCGAUUUGGUAAUGUUUUUACAUGGUAUUGUAACAA